Messenger RNA from Coniophora puteana RWD-64-598 SS2, 1315 nucleotides. Its product is annotated as thioredoxin-dependent peroxidase. Gene Ontology annotation, biological process: cellular response to oxidative stress; hydrogen peroxide catabolic process; cell redox homeostasis. The transcript is spliced from 7 exons. Bases 631 to 1149 code for a protein of 172 amino acids. The record is from RefSeq and is a predicted model, not a curated record. Gene Ontology annotation, molecular function: thioredoxin peroxidase activity. Gene Ontology annotation, cellular component: mitochondrion; peroxisome; cytoplasm. NCBI's taxonomy places the organism in Eukaryota, Fungi, Basidiomycota, Agaricomycetes, Boletales, Coniophoraceae.
AGACCGACUAUCAGCAAAACUCAUUGAGUGCGAUACGCCCCUCUGCCCCAACGUCCGAUAUGUUGGGGACCAGUUUCAUUGCUGUGUCGGUUGUAACGUGACGCGCUGGAUAAUGUGCUUACACAUGUUCAGGUUUCAGCCGCUCGCUUCUGCGUUUCUCCGGUUUCCGGGCGGCAUACACUUUGGAGUUUGUGUGCUCUACGCGGUCACGAUCCAUGACUGCCAUGAGCGAAUUUUACCAUAUACGUCUCCAAAAAAGACCCCUAGAGUUUAAUGGCAUUCUAACGUGUACCGAGCACUGUGGACGCGUACGACGCGAUCCAGCUGAGCCAUAAGCUGACGCGUUCGCCCCACGUGACGCGUUAGUCACGGAAUCACGAGACGCGAUUAUCAGCGCGUUAUCAAGCUCCCCAAUUGCACGACUUCCUCUCCGGCUCGCAAGGAACCCGCGCGCCACCGGCACUGAGAUCCCCAUCCCUUCCUGAUCCUCCCUAAGUAUUCCCUCCCACCGAUCCUCGCGUGAUUCCGCGCCGGCGUCAUCAAUCUUUCAUCCACCUUCCACGCCCGCUCUCGAGGGAUCGCGUAUAUAAGCUUGACCCCUAUCGUUGAUUGCUACUAGUCGUUAUCGCUAUGCCCGCUCCCAAGGUUUCUGUUGGCGACGAGAUCCCCCAGGGCACGUUCAAGUACGUGCCGUACACCCCUGAGCUCGACGAUCAUGCUAUAUGCGGUGUCCCGACGACGCUCUCCACGGACGCCUGGAAGGGCAAGAAGGUUGUUCUCUUCGCCGUCCCCGGCGCUUUCACGCCCACCUGCCACAUCAACCACCUCCCGCCCUACCUCGAGAAGCACGACGAGUUCAAGGCCAAAGGCGUCGACGUGAUCGCCGUCGUCGCCGCCAACGACGCCUUCGUGAUGUCCGGCUGGGCGCGCGUCGAGGGCCUCAAGGACAAGAUCCUCGCGCUCUCGGACGCGAACGCGGAGUGGUCCGCCAAGCUCGGUCUCGACCAGGAUCUGUCCGCCGUCGGGUUCGGCACGCGCACAGGGCGGUAUGCGCUUAUUAUUGAUGAUCUGAAGAUCCAGUAUGUCGAGGUUGAGCAGGAGCGUGGUGUCACGGUUUCCGGUGCGGAUGCCGUGCUCGCGAAGCUCUAGAUCUGGGAGUCGUUAUCGUGUUGGGUUUUUGGCUGGGAUAGAUGCGAGUGUCCGUAUAUCGAAGCUCCACUCUCUGAAUACUGUAAAUCAUAAAGCAAUGUCAGGUCGUGUUGGAUAUCGUACCUUUGGCUGACGAAGCCCGAAAACAUAGUGCGAUCCUUCAUCC